AGUUGUGAAAAAUCCAAAAAAAAAAAAAAAAAAAAGCAAAACGAUAAUAAACAGAAUUGAGAACAAAACUGGUAGUCUUUUGUGGCUGAAAUAUUAGCAAGCAAUGGAAGCUCCCCUUCUCCUUCAUUCAUCAUCACCAGAAGAAACCCCAUAAUUGCUUUUAAGGGGAGCUUUGACGUAACUGGUUAAGUUGCUGCUAUGUGACCAGGAGAUCACGGGUUCAAGCUGUGGAAACAGCCUCUUGCAGAAAUGCAAGUUGCUCUCAGUGAAGAAAAUCUACUUUUGUUGGAGGCAUGGAGAACAAUUGACUGUGCAUAUAUUGACAAAACCUUCAAUGGUCAAAGUUGGUUUAGGUACAGAGAAGACGCCCUACGAAAUGAACCAAUGAACACAAGACAGGAAACAUAUGCAGCAAUAAAAAAGAUGAUUGCCACUCUAGAUGACCCUAUCACCCGUUUUCUGGGGCCUGAAAAGUUCAAAAGUUUGCGGUCAGGAACUCAAAAUGCACUUACUGGAGUAGGGUUGUCAAUUGGCUAUCCAACAGGGAAAAAUGAAUCAGCCCCUGGACUGGUCGUUAUAUCAGCUUCUCCUAGAGGUCCGGCAAAUAGGGCUGGCAUCUCAUCCGGCGAUAUCAUCUUACAAAUUGACAAUACCAGCACGGAAAACAUGGGUAUAUAUGAUGCAGCAGAACGGUUACAGUCAAUAUCUCAAAAUAUUUUCUGAUUCUAAGAUCCUAAUAUCAACAGAGGACCUGAAGGAAGUGGUGUGGAACUAACUGUACUUUGUGGAUCCGAGACAAGGCAGCUACUAUUGAUAUGUGCUCAUCUUGUUGAACUCUUCUAAAGUUUUCUAUGGUCUUCAUACUUGUGUUAGUUUUAAACAUGACUUAUUAUAUGUAUCAAAGAAAAAACUAUUAAUGCAUCUAUUAUUUAAGCUUUCUCUAA
Lycium barbarum (goji berry) is the source of this 944-nucleotide messenger RNA. Its product is annotated as carboxyl-terminal-processing peptidase 2, chloroplastic-like. The transcript is spliced from 7 exons. Bases 250 to 723 code for a protein of 157 amino acids. Gene Ontology annotation, molecular function: endopeptidase activity; protein binding. The record is from RefSeq and is a predicted model, not a curated record. NCBI's taxonomy places the organism in Eukaryota, Viridiplantae, Streptophyta, Magnoliopsida, Solanales, Solanaceae.